ACGCUCUUUUUAAUCUAACUACUGGCCCAGAGUAUCAGUAAACUGCAGACUGGAGCUGAAGACAAAAACCCUGCUCAACAAAAAUCAUGAACUUGUCGCUGUUUCCCUUGUUCCUUCAACUGCUGGUGUUUGUGGAUGUGUGUCUGUCACAAACUGCUCCACUAGGAUGUGAGCAGCCCCCAGGUGUGGACAAUGCAGAGAUCAUGGGAAGUCUAAAGGCAAGUUAUGCACAUGGAGAGGUGGUCAAAUACAUCUGCCCUGAAUACUACUUGCUGGAAGGUCAGAAUUUCAAAAAAUGCGAAAACAGUAUAUGGACCGGAAAAGUUGGAUGUUUGACACCUUGUACUGUGAACAGAGGAGCCAUGAACAACCACAACAUCAGAUUCAAAUACAGAAGAGACGAUAAGCUGUAUUCUACUCACAACGAUUUUAUCGAGUUUGUCUGUUCCAAAGGACGUCCUAGUGGUAACACUGGAAUGCGUGUGCAGUGCAAUAAUGGUGUGAUUAUUCUACCAACUUGCCAAUAGAGGCAUAAAAUAUUGUUCUAUUAAAAUCAUAGCUCAUAUUAAACAAAUAUAAAAACAGUUAAUUCAGCUACCUACAUAAGUAAAUCCACACGAAUCAAAGUCUAUACAAGAAUAUAAAUAUAAAACAAUCAUCCUAAAUGGGGAAAAAAAUCUACAGCUUAAGAUGACAUACAAGUGGAAUAUGGUCCGACUGCAGUUGGUGUUUGUAAUGUGUAUGGCUUUAAAACCAUCAUAUAAUUUUCUUAAGGCUCUCAAUGCUUUAAAUUUUACUUUUAUUAUGAAUGUUUCCUGUACUGAAUAUGGUUUAUAGAAUAGAAUAGUCUUUAUUGUCAUUGUAACACGGGGUAUAAUGAAACUGAUUAUUAAAGGAAAGUUAAUUUGA
Messenger RNA from Cynoglossus semilaevis (tongue sole), 909 nucleotides. RefSeq names its product complement factor H like 5 (gene cfhl5). The coding region runs from base 87 to 527 and encodes 146 amino acids. Lineage: Eukaryota; Metazoa; Chordata; Actinopteri; Pleuronectiformes; Cynoglossidae. The record is from RefSeq and is a predicted model, not a curated record. The transcript has 3 exons.